Molecule: messenger RNA, 6941 nt
Organism: Rhipicephalus sanguineus (brown dog tick)
Lineage: Eukaryota; Metazoa; Arthropoda; Arachnida; Ixodida; Ixodidae
Source: RefSeq, a predicted model, not a curated record
UCGCGUUGUGCGGAGUGCACCUCGUACGAUACUGUGGUCUGCGGAAGCUGGAUUGCAUCGACAUCCAUGCGGACACUGUUGCAGAGCUGGAUGAGAAGCAAGAAGCGCAAAUGAGGGCCUCACCACGAAGCCGCCGUGCUGCGGCCCGGGUAUGGUUACUGGUCCUUUCAACGGCGCUUCUGGCCUCGUCUGUAUGCGGCCAGAACUGCUUCGGCGGUAUCGAGAGCUUCGAGAAGACCACGGGGCUGGCCUUUUCCGGCUCGGUGAGCGGACAGACGCUACUCCAGCAGCCGGACCAGGCGCUCACGAGGGACUGCAUCAACCUGUGCAAGCAGCAGGCGCAGUGCCUCGCCUUCUCGCUCAACUACGUCGGCUUCCGAUGCGCCGCCUUCAACCUCAACUCGGUCGGCCGCCGAGACCUGCUCGUGCCCACGCCAAGCACAAACUACUUCGAGAAGAUAUGCUUCAGGGGAGUGCAGAAAAGUUCCUUCGACGCGCUGUGCGGCGAUCGGCUGUGGGCCUUCGAGCGGGUGAAGGAGGGUCACCUGGAGGGCUUCGUGGACCGCGAAGAGCACAACGUCAAGGACAAGGAAGAAUGCGAGAAGAUGUGCCUACUCGAGGAGGCCUUCCCCUGCCGCUCGGCCGACUACGACGAGGUGGCCAAGACGUGCCGCAUGAGCCGCGAGGACCGGCGCUCGCAGCCGCAGGCCUUCCGACAGGUGCCCGGUAGCACCAGGGACUACCUCGAGAACCAGUGCUCCGCGACCGCUCCGACGUCGUGCCGCUACGAGACCCGGGUCGGCGUGGGCGUGGUGUCCAUGGACCUUCUGCAGUUUGCCACGGCGGUGGACGACUGCCAGACGCAGUGCGACCGCGAGACCACCUUCAACUGCCGCGCCUACUCGUACAUGGAGAACCGGUGCUACCUGAGCGGCGACGACACCAUCAGCCUGGGUCCCAGCGGGCUGCCGCCCAUGACCAACGCAGCGUACGGUGAAAAGAAGUGCAUAACCGAGCAGUGCACGCUGGGAGUAUUCACGUACGAGAAGAUGACGGGCUUCGUGAUGCGGUCGGCAGCGCGCACCGCCAUUCCGCUGUCGAGUCCCGGCGCCCUCGGAAACACCCUGGAGUGUCGACAGUUCUGCCAAAUGGCCGGCCUGGACUGCCCGGCGUUCAGCGUCAACUACCAGAACAUGCGCUGCGACAAACUGGACCGAAACUCGCAGGGAAGGACGCAGGAGCUCAGUCCCAGAGCGGGGGAGAACUACUUCGAGAAGAUCUGUCUAAGAGGCAAUUUCGCCACGGCCUGCCAGGGCAAGGCGUGGGCCUUCGAACGGGUGCUGGGCCUGGAGCUUGUGCCCACGCUGUACGACAAGUCGUUUGCGCACGUCCAGAGCCGGCGCGACUGUGAGGAGUACUGCCUCAACGAGCAGACCUUCGACUGUCGGUCGGCCGUGUACUUUGACGACACGGCCGAGUGCCGCCUCAGCCGCCACGACCGAAGGACGCAGCCCGACGGCGUGAUCAAGAGCUCGAACCCCAGGAUUAACUACCUGGAGAACCAGUGCCUAGAAGUGUCACCAACGUGCCCCUACGAGAAGACAGCCGACGCCUACCCGGUCUACACUGACGUGGUGCAGAUGACGGGCAUCAUAUCGGAGCAGUCGUGCGAGUCCUUUUGCACCACGUACCCGAACUUCAACUGCCGAUCAUUUGCCUACUAUCCCAGCAACGGGCAGUGCUUCAUUAGCGGCGACGAUCGCGUAAGCGCCGGUCCGGCCAGUACAAAUUCCCGGCCCGGCAUCCUGUUCUACGAGCGCUCGUGCAAGGACGGCGUCGGUGUGACCGACGGCGGUUCGGGCACCACGGCUGCCGGCGGCGGCACCUCAUCCACGGGUCCUACCAGUUCGUCGCCCACUUUCCCGACGGCGCAGCCGCCGCACACGCCGACACUGUUUCCGCCCACAGUCCGGCACUGCAGCGCCGGCGAGAAGUUGUCGUUCGCCCGGGUGUCGGGCCACGAGUCGGCCUCGAGGCCCGGUCCCAUACUGCUGACGGCCCCGGCGGACGGCAUGACCAAGGAGUGCAUCCUGCGCUGCGAGCAGCGGGACGACUGCCGCUCCUUCAGUAUCGACUACCGCCGCCACGAGUGCUACAUCGCCGGUUACUACUCCGGCUCGCUGCCCGCUCACCUCAGGCCCAGUCCCGGAAAGACGUACUUCGAGGGAAUCUGCGUACCCGCCUCGGUCGCCUGCCAGCGGCUGUGGACGUUCGAGCGCAUGGUGGACCAGGAACUCCGCGGCGUGAGCCCUCGCGAGGUGACGCGGUUCAUCACGCUGCACGACUGCGAGCGGCGCUGCUUCGAGGAACGUCGCUUCCCGUGCAAGUCGGCCAGCUACGACGUCAACCUGCAGGAAUGCCGCCUGUACGCCGACGACCGAAACUCGCGAUUCGCCCGGCUCAUCUACGGUCGGGGCGUCUACUACCUCGAGAACCAGUGCACCGUCAACACGAGUCCCUGUCCGUACGCUCCGAUCCAGCGCGACGUGUACAUGACGCACAUCACCCGCGUGGUGCACGGCGUCAGCUCGACCUUCCACUGCGAGAUGGAGUGCAACCGCGAGCCGGACUUCAACUGCCGCUCGUACACGUACGUGGAGCACGGCACGCUGGGCCCUCCGCAGUGCCUGCUGUCGGCCGACAGCCGUCCCGGAGUGUCGCCCAUCGUGCUCGAGUACCGCAGCCGGGCCCUGUACGCCGAGAAGGACUGCCACAUGGACGACGAGAGCCGGAACAACGGAGUCGUCGGCGGCACGUCACACCCGCCGCCUUACCCGCACACACCACCGAGCCCGCCGCACAGGUACUUUUCCGCCGUACCCACCGCCUCCUCCUCCUCCUCCACCACAUCCGGGGUCUUCGCCGCCCUCGCAGCACCCUCCGCCGGGUGGCUCGGCGCCGACACCGUACCCGCCGAGGCCUCCUACGGACUACAGCCCUACCCGCCUCCCCGGUUCUGCACGUACGAGCAGUACACGUACGAGAAGACCAUCGGCCACGACUUGAGGUACGCGCCAAGGGAGCGCAUCCCUACGCGCUCAGCAGUGGGCGUUGUGCGAGACGCGUACACCGAGUGCCAGCGGCUCGGAGACCGGUGUCGUGCCUUCACCAUUGAAUACGGAAACUUCCAGUCGGCAUCGUGGCUCUCCACUGCUGCCGAGGACAACAGGCAGCUGCUGGCCGCCAACCCGGUCAUGGCCUACUUCGAGAAGAUAUGCCUCCAGGAACGCACGUGCGGGAAGAUGUGGUCCUUCGAGCGGACCGUGGGCCACACGCUGGGCGGCGACGCGGACCGCGAGGUACCGGGCGUCCUGCGGCGCGCCCAAUGCGAGGACCUGUGCCUGCGCGAGCGGACGUUCGUGUGCCGCUCGGCAACCUACCAGCAGUCGCGGCUCCUGUGCCGGCUGCACGCCGAGAACAGGCGCACCCGGCCGGCUCUGUACGCGCGCACGGCGGAGGACAUCGACUACCUGGAGAACAUGUGCGCCCCGGAGCCAUCGACGUGUCAGUACCGCGAGCACGUGGACCGGUUCCUGCCCAUCAUCGACCGGCUGGGCCACGCGUUCAGCCUGGCCGAGUGUCAGCGCCAGUGUGACCUGGAGCGCCUGUUCAGCUGCCGCGCCGUAAACUUCGAGACGGUGCACCGUGACUGCGCGCUUAGCAGCGAGGACGCCCAGAGCACGCCGCUGGGAGCGGCCGCGCUCGUGCACCGCCGGUACUCUGUCUACAGCGAGAAGGGAACGUGCGAACAAGUGAGCGUGCAGUGCAACCAGCAGGACAUGCUGCUGGCGAUGAACUUCGACACGCCAUUCCACGGUCGCGUCUACGCCAAGGGCAACCCCUCACAGUGCUUCGUGGUGGGCAAUGGACAGAACACACUCCAGUUCGCCGUCUCGCUCGGCACUCGCUGCGGGACGCUGACCGAGGGGGAUGGUCGCUAUGCCAACGAAGUAGUCGUCCAACAGCACCCCAUCAUAAUGACCGACACGGACCGUAACAUUCGCGUCGUGUGCUCCUUUGAAGCUGGCGACAGGACGGUCACGCUGGGCUCCACUUUCGCGCGAAAUGGCGCCUACAGUGGUGGUCUGGACGUCACAACUCGCCACCAGCCGACCAUAACGUCCGUCGUGACCAACACCGCCCCGCCUCCGAACGUGGUCAUGCGAAUCCUGGAUCCCAGCGGGCGUGACGCAGGAGUGGUCGGCCUCGGGGACGAGCUCACGCUCAGGAUCGAAAUACAAGAGCCCGGCAGUGCAUUUGCCAUUUUUGCGAGAAACCUUUACGCGAGGAGCUCCAAUGGCGAAUCGCUUUUCCUCAUUGACAGCCUAGGUUGUCCCGUGGAUCCGAGCAUAUUCCCGCCUCUUCGACCGGACUACAGGCAACCGGGUGCGCUCUUCGCCAAUUUCAAGGCGUUUCGGUUUCCCUCGUCCGGUCUGGUUAACUUCGAGGUGCAAAUAAGGUUCUGCCAAGACAGGUGUGACCCGGUUCGCUGCCAAGGAGGUGGCGAGUCGUUUGGCCGCAGAAGAAGGGACGUGUCCUUCCCUCCGCUCGCCAGAUUCGCUUUCAGGAACAGAACCAGGCCGAUCUUCCUCAAGGCGCACAAACCGACCAUCGUGAUAAGACCGUAUUCCGUGCGAACCACGACCACAACGGCUACCACUACGAACGAGCCGCCCGCAACAACUACGACGACUCAAGCUCCCGAGACCACAACGGUCGAACCCGCUACCACGACGACGGCUUCCACGGAAGAGACGUCAACGACCCAGAGCGACACGGAGAGCCUUACGGAGACUACCGUUAGUCCAGAGUCGACAACAGAUAGUGUAUCGACGAUGACAGGGGUUCCAUUCGAGAACGCUACCGAAGCGGACGGUGAUGCUUACGACGAUGCCGAGGAAAGCGAACCGCACUUGAUGUUCCGGAAGCAGGAAAUGUACCUGCCCGAAGAUGGAAACGUGAGCAGCCCGGAAAUGCAGCAAGCUCCGAAGGAGGGCGAAAGAAUCGAGCAAGUGUCCUCGGCCGUCGUGUUCCGUAACCCUGACCCUGACGGCCCACAUAUGCAAAGUGACGUUCGAGCUCCUUCUCAGCAGGCAACGGCCGUUCCUUUCGAUUUGACUUCUCAGCCUUACGGUGGCUACGGAUUGGGCUACGGCCGCCACUACGGCUCGCCGCCACCGCCACCGUACGGCGGUCAGAGCCCCUAUGGGCACGCGACGUUAGGCCUCGCGGACGGCGAGGACAACGCGCUAUUCCAACAGCAGCAGCAACAGCAGCAGAUGACGACGAAUUCCAGCGGCCAGUUCGUUGUGCGAGAGAUGGAAGGAGGGUACGGACCUUCUUCGGCGUUGCGCGAGAUCGUCGCCACGACCGAGAAGCCGUACCCCGAGGAAGUUCCACUCUCGCUAGCCAUUAUGGUGGGCGAAGACAGCGGCGGUGGCGGCGGGAAGCCCGACAACGGCUGGGCAAGGAACGCCGCCACCAACUCCGGCGGCGGCGUCUACCAGCCUCCACGAAGCCGAAAACGAGAGCCGCCGCCGCCGCCUCCCAGGCCAGUCGAGGAAGAGCCCGCCUGCGAUCCGCAGAACACCAUCAUCAUCACCGCGCUAGUGGUGUCGGCCAUCCACGUGGGUCUCAUGCUGGGCGGCUUCUUCUGCUUCCGGUGGCAGCGGCGCUCCAUGAAGCGCAAGCAGCUCAUCGCCUCCGUGAUGGGAGACUUCCGGAUGCCCCCGGGUGCCGGCGUCACUUCCACCGCGCUGCCGGCGCCCGUGGUGCACGCGACGUCGGCGGCGGCUGCGGGUCGCAGCCACUACCACCAUGCGUCGCCCUCCCGGGUGCCCGGUGGACCCAUGGUGUACGGCAAGGCGGACACGUCCUUUCGCCAGAUGUACAGUGACUUCGAGACUCCGCCGUGAAGAGCCCGGACGUAGUGUCGACUCGGAAGUGGUCAAUCGGCGUGGGCAUAUGCUUGCGCGGGAUCUCCAUUAGGGACAGGGGGGCGGGGAGGAUUUGCACUGCAGCACCCGCCCGUUGUACGAGUUUGGAGGAAAACCGUUGCAACGCAUGCAGAAAUGGAAAUGAAGCAACGAUGUGCUGCUCUGAGCGGCCUGCCUUUGGUUGCUGGCUUUCCAGGGGUAAACGCGUGAAGUUAACCGUUCGUAGAAUAGAACACCAGGCAGCCACUGUUGUCCAAAUCUGCAUUUCCGUAACCCCGCACGUUAAACAAUGACGGGACACGUCCGACAUAGUAAAGAUAUGGGGCUGGCUUGGCACAUCCCUUAGAUCAUUAAAGUGAGAUAGUUAAAGCGUGCGAUUAUGGGUGAGCCGCUAUUUCGAAAUUCCAGGGUAAACAGAACGACAAAAGAAAUCGGAAUAUGAAAAAAAAGGUUAAUAUGACCAGCGAGAAAUAUACAGAUGAAUAAAAGAAAUACAGGGAGGUUAACCAGAGGAACUCUCCGGUUGGCUACCCUGUGCGUGGGAAGCAGAAAGGGAGUGAGAAAAGAUGAAAGAGGAGGAGAGUCAGUGACGACACUACAGUGUCAUGGCAAUAGCACUGUCCAAGAAACUACACACCAACCUUUGCAGUGAACGGCCACAAUGCGUCGUUUAGUCCGGUUUCUCUAAGGGAUCACAGUAACACCUUCAUAGCGAGUCGCGCUGAAGUCGAUAAGCCUUGAAUGCUAUACGACACACAGUCCUAACUGAUAAAGAAGUGAGGACGCAACAAUAGAAAACAGUGCUUGACAACCGCCGAACAACAAUCUGCCUUUUUCACGAUUCCGCGGCGUAUGCGCCCUUGCCCUAGCGGAAAAGUCGUGAAAGGCCUCUUUAUCUCGGAGGCCUUCGUUCUGGCAAUACCGGUUGUCCAGGCCCCUACCAAA